Octopus bimaculoides (California two-spot octopus) is the source of this 2584-nucleotide messenger RNA. Its product is annotated as delta-1-pyrroline-5-carboxylate dehydrogenase, mitochondrial. The record is from RefSeq and is a predicted model, not a curated record. Gene Ontology annotation, molecular function: L-glutamate gamma-semialdehyde dehydrogenase (NAD+) activity. Lineage: Eukaryota; Metazoa; Mollusca; Cephalopoda; Octopoda; Octopodidae. Gene Ontology annotation, cellular component: mitochondrial matrix.
ACAUACAUACAUACAUGCGUGCGUGCGUACGUACGUACGUACAUGUUGAAAUGGCACCUAGAUACAGAAGCAAAGGUUGCCUGCACCUGAGAUUCAAAGAUGGAUACAAUCUUGGCAUCGAAACGAUUAACAUCGUUUUCUCUGUCACCUUGGAAGCAAUCACAGAAAACAGGACUCUAUGGAAACAUGAAGUGUUAUAGAUAAACGAAGCUAGCAAGAGAAAAUUUAAGCCUUCUCAUUGAAAAUCUACUUCAAAAAUCCGUACAAGAAGCAUCGAUAUUUAAAUGGUAGUAUUGUGACUGAGACUGCUGGUCCAGGAUUAUAAUACUUCGCUGUUGUUUUAGAAGAUCCUACUCUACAGUGUUUCUUUAAUGGUUUGAAAAGAAAGAAAGAAAGAAAGAAAUAAAGAUAGAUAGAAAGAAACAAAGGGAAGAAAAGAUGCCACCCUCUUCACAUUACAGUCAUGGAAGACUUGUUUCUCGCUUAAUCAAAAGCGUGACUAAUACAACAAAAAUUACAUUGGACGCCAUUAAAUUUGACUAUUUUUGUUUAUAUAAUUCUGUAGGAAAUAAAUAAGAGUUCAGAGAAUACAACCAUAAUAAGAUAUAUGAGAUUGUGCAAGCUUUGUGUGAAGCAUUGCGCUAACUCACGAGCCAUGUCUCUACAAGGUUUUAAAGCUGUGAAUGAACCAAUUCUGUCUUAUCUGCCUGGAAGUGAUGAACGGAUCAGAUUAGAGGCAGCACUUGAGAAGCACAAAAACCAACAAGUUGACAUACCACUUGUUGUUGGAGAUGAAGAGAUUCGAACGAAAGACGUUCAUUAUCAAGUUGCACCAUUUGAUCACCAGAAGAAACUUGCUAAAUAUUACUAUGCCAAUAGUGAUAUUAUUAAGAAGGCAAUUGACGUCAGCCAGAAAGCCCGUCAUGAUUGGGCCCGUGUACCAUUUGAAGAAAAAGGUAAAAUCUUUCUAAAAGCUGCUGAUCUUAUUAGUAAUGAAUACCGAAUGGAUCUGAUGGCAUCGACCAUGCUGGGGCAGGGUAAAACCAUCAUACAGGCUGAAAUAGACAGUGCUGCUGAAUUAGCAGACUUUUACAGGUUUAAUGUACAGUUCGGUCUGGAAAUGUUCAAGUACCAACCAAUCAGUCCAAGCGAUGUUGAACUAAACAGAGUGCAAUAUCGUGGUACUGAGGGCUUUUGGGCUGCGAUAACCCCUUUCAACUUCACAGCCAUUGGAGCACAUUUACCUGUGGCACCCGCCAUUGUGGGCAACGUUUGCUUGUGGAAACCAUCAGACACUGCCAUGUUGUCUAACUGGAUAGCUUUCCAGAUCCUGCGAGAGGCUGGAGUACCACCAGGUGUUAUUAACUUUUUACCUGCUGAUGGCCCAGUGUUUGGAGACACAAUCACCUCAUCACCUUAUCUGUCUGGUAUCAACUUUACCGGAAGUGUGAAGACGUUCAAACAUCUAUGGAAGCAAGUUGCUGCCAAUUUAGACACCUAUCAAAGUUACCCUCGCCUAAUUGGAGAAUGUGGUGGCAAGAAUUUCCAUUUUGCACAUCCUUCUGGUGACCUUGAUGCUGUAGUCAAUGGAUCCUUGCGCUCUGCAUUUGAGUAUGGUGGUCAGAAGUGUUCUGCCUGUUCUAGAAUAUACCUGCCAGAAUCUAAAGCAGAUGAAAUUAAAGGAAGAAUGCUUGAAGAAAUCAAGAAGUUUAAAAUAGGUUCUCCUUUGGAUGCAAACAAUUUUUUCUCUGCUGUUAUUGACGACAAGGCAUUUGAACGAAUCAAGGGCUAUAUUGAUUAUGCUCAGUCUUCACCCAAAACAACAAUUAUUGCUGGCGGGAAGUACGAUGACAGCAAAGGUUAUUAUAUUGAACCAACUAUUGUGGAAGUUUCUGACCCUAAAGAUAGACUAAUGCAGGAGGAAAUAUUUGGUCCAGUUUUGUCCUUGUUUGUAUAUCCGGAUGCAGAAUAUAAAACAUAUGCCAAUCUAGUGAAUGACACAUCUCCCUUUGGACUUACUGGAGCAAUUUAUGCUCAAGACAGUGAAGCAUUAGACACAUUGAAUGACAUCUUCAGAGAUUCAGUUGGUAACUAUUACAUCAAUGAUAAAUCAACUGGGUCUGUUGUUGGUCAGCAACCAUUUGGUGGAAGUCGGUUGUCAGGUACAAAUGACAAAGCUGGUGGGCCAUACUAUCUCAUGAAAUUCGUUUCUAUACAAUCAAUCAAAGAAAGCAAAUCUCCACUUCAAACAUGGAAGUAUCCAUACAUGGGUUAAAACUUCAAUAUGGUGAUAAAUAUCUCAUAAAUUUCAGGCAGCUAUAAAACACGAAAAACUGGAAAAUGGAGAAAUACUCAAACCAAAUGUAUUUUAAUAGUUCUUGAUUUUUUUAUUUAUUUGUGUGUAUGUUUUAUGUGUGUGUGUUAAGUGGAAACAUUGUUGUGUAGAUCUGAUUUUAGUCCAAACUAUAUAUUUAUAGUUCAGGAAAUUAUUGUAAUUCUAAGGUUGAGAAGAAACUCACCCAUAAUUUAGUACAAAUUCCUUAUUCUAAAUUAAAUUUCCAAAUAAAAUAUUUGGAAGAAUUUU